This is a messenger RNA of Rodentolepis nana, 408 nucleotides long. NCBI's taxonomy places the organism in Eukaryota, Metazoa, Platyhelminthes, Cestoda, Cyclophyllidea, Hymenolepididae. The record is from the annotation of a GenBank genome assembly.
AUGAAAAACUCGGACUUUAUUCGUUCGGCCGACACAUUGAAAGGUCCGAUGCGGAACAAUGCAGAUUGUCUCGUGGAAGUUAAUCGCCUUCUCCAAUUCUUUGACCUCAACACGAUGACUUUUCCAGGCCACGCUAAAGGAAAGUACGAUGUCGAACCUGAAAAUGAUGACGUAAUGGAUCAAAUUAUCGCCUUCUGCAAAAAUGUUAUUCUCAAACCUACAAUGGAUAUUUCUAAGAUGGAACUUCAUAAAAUCCAAUUUAGAAGGGCAAUCACUAUGCUCGUGUUUAAGGAUAUUUCGAAAAGUCCAGAGAUACAAAUAGAUUGCCUUUUGAUACUUCGAAUUGCCACCCUUUGUCGACGAUACUUCGACUCCAAUGCAGAUAUUUUGAAGGAGGCGCCAGAGCUU